Molecule: messenger RNA, 1048 nt
Organism: Dioscorea cayenensis subsp. rotundata (Guinea yam)
Lineage: Eukaryota; Viridiplantae; Streptophyta; Magnoliopsida; Dioscoreales; Dioscoreaceae
Product: endo-1,3;1,4-beta-D-glucanase-like
Exons: 7
Coding region: 64-789 (241 amino acids)
Molecular function (GO): hydrolase activity
Source: RefSeq, a predicted model, not a curated record
ACUGUGAGUGCUAUCAACCUCUCAUUUGAGAACUGCUCUUCAGUCACUAGCUCAUCGAUAUCCAUGGCGAGCUCUCAAUGCUGCGAGAACCCACCCACUCUGAACCCUGCCGCCGGAGCAGGCUCAGUGUUGGAGGACUUCGGCGGACUCAGGGCCUACGUCACUGGCGACUCCGAGUCCAACUGCGCUAUUAUCCUCGCCUCCGACAUCUAUGGUUUUGAAUCGCCGAAUUUGAGGAAAAUUGGUGACGAUGUUGGGGCUUCUGGUUUCUUUGUUGUAGUUCCUGAUUUUUUUUAUGGGGAUCCCUUUGUCCUUGAUGAUGAUGCUGAAAGAACUAGACCAAUUUGGUUGCAAGCACAUGCACCGGAGAAGGGAGCUGAAGAUGCAAAAUCAGUUAUUGUAGCACUUAAAAAUAAAGGCAUAACUUCAAUUGGGGUUGCUGGCUUCUGCUGGGGAGCAAAGGUGGUUGUUGAAUUAGCUAAAUCUUCUGAGAUCCAGGCCGGUGUGCUCCUGCAUCCUUCUUUUGUUUCUGUUGAUGAUAUCAAAGAUGUUAAAAGCCCAAUUGCUAUUCUUGGAGCGGAGUUCGAUCAUCUUUCUCCACCUCAACUGGUUAAACAAUAUGAGGAAAUUUUAUCACAAAAUUCUGGAAUUGAUAGUUUUGUGAAGAUUUUUCCCGGUGUUGCUCAUGGAUGGGCUGUUCGCUGGCAAGUUGACGAUGAUUUUGCAAUUAAAAGUGCUGAAGAAGCUCACAAAGACAUGCUGGAUUGGUUUCUCAAGCACAUCAAGUAAAUUUCAUUUCCCGUGACAUGAUGAAAGAAUUAUUUGUAAUAAUUUGGAUAAAAUCAGUCAAUGAUGAAUUAUGUUGGUAAUGUAAUAUUGUGUACCUUAGAGUCUCAGCAGUUCAUCAGAGUGACUAGUCUUCAAUUUCUCUAAGAAAUUAAGAGAAAUGGCAAGAUCUUAUUAUCCUUUUCUGCUUAAAUUCGUUUGUGUUGUGGCCAUUGUUACUGUUGGUCAUUCUGUAUCAAGUAAAUAAUUUUCUUGUGGUGUA